CCCUGCGGCUUCUGAGCGGAAAAGGCGGAGUUGUGGCACCAUGAGGGAAAAUAAGAACAUGUCCGAGUCCCCGUCUCAAGCGGGAAAAGAAAUACCGGUUAAGAAACAGAAGCUAAGCAGCGACGAGAACAGUAACCCGGAUUUGUCCGGGGACGAGAAUGACGACGCUGCCAGCGUUGAAAGCGGCACCAAUGCAGAGCGCCCGGACACGCCCACUAACACCUCCAAUGCCCCGGGUAGAAAGAGCUGGGGCAAGGGCAAAUGCAAGUCCAAAAAGUGCCGAUACUCUUUUAAAUGCGUCAACAGCCUGAGGGAAGACCACGGCCAGCCUCUUUUUGGGGUCCAGUUCAACUGGCACAGUAAGGAGGGAGACCCACUGGUGUUUGCCACGGUCGGGAGCAACAGGGUCACUCUCUAUGAAUGUCAUUCUCAAGGCGAAAUCAGACUACUGCAGUCUUAUGUAGACGCAGAUGCAGACGAAAACUUCUACACGUGCGCCUGGACCUACGACACCAACACCAGCCACCCCCUGUUGGCUGUCGCCGGAUCGCGGGGAAUCAUCCGCAUCAUCAACCACAUCACCAUGCAGUGCAUCAAGCAUUACGUAGGUCACGGGAACGCCAUCAACGAACUCAAAUUCCACCCGAGGGACCCGAAUCUUCUUCUGUCGGUCAGCAAAGACCACGCCCUUCGUCUGUGGAACAUACAGACGGACACGCUAGUGGCCAUAUUCGGAGGAGUGGAAGGUCACAGAGAUGAAGUCCUGAGUGCUGAUUUUGACCUCCUGGGUGAGAAAAUAAUGUCAUGCGGGAUGGACCACUCCCUAAAACUCUGGCGGAUUAACUCCGAGAGAUUGCAGAAGGCCAUCCGAGGAUCUUAUGAGUACAACCCCUCAAAGACCAACAGGCCGUUUGUGUCACAGAAAAUCCACUUUCCUGACUUCUCCACACGGGACAUCCACCGGAAUUACGUGGACUGCGUGCGGUGGCUCGGCGACCUCAUUCUCUCCAAGUCGUGCGAAAACGCCAUUGUGUGCUGGAAACCUGGCAAAAUGGAGGACGACAUCGACCACAUCAAAGCCAACGAAUCCAACGUGACGAUUCUGGGACGUUUUGACUACAGUCAGUGUGACAUCUGGUACAUGCGCUUCUCCAUGGACUUUUGGCAGAAGAUGCUCGCUCUGGGAAACCAGGUGGGGAAGCUUUACGUUUGGGACCUUGAAGUGGAGGACCCGCACAAAGCCAAGUCCACCACGCUCACACUGCCCAAAUGCACCUCCGCCAUACGGCAAACUAGCUUUAGCCGUGACAGUAGUAUUUUGAUCGCCGUGUGCGACGACGCCUCCAUCUGGCGCUGGGACCGCCAGCGUUGAACACCAGAGCAGGGAAUUAAUUUCAUAUGCUACCUUCUUCUUUUGGAAUAUUUUAAAGGCCCCCGCUUUGGUCAUACCUCCACUUGGAGUACUUUUUGUAAAUGUAAAAACUGGUCAGAUUAUUAAAUAGUGUUUGUUUUAGUUCAAAAGCACUAUGGUGACUAAUUAGGAGACAUCAAAUGUGCAUCUUUAUGUAGUUAGGACCUUUUCCUCAAUAGGCU
Molecule: messenger RNA, 1593 nt
Organism: Doryrhamphus excisus (bluestripe pipefish)
Lineage: Eukaryota; Metazoa; Chordata; Actinopteri; Syngnathiformes; Syngnathidae
Gene: eed
Product: embryonic ectoderm development
Molecular function (GO): protein binding
Source: RefSeq, a predicted model, not a curated record